AUGGGCGCAGAAGAAGACGGGGAGAGACAAGCCAGCUCCUCGACACAGCCGGCAGCCGAGUCCCAUGAUGGCGAGGCUGUCCUCAAAAAGCUUCAUAUCUUGCCCCUCAAAGAGGCGGACAAGAAGAUCAAAGGCCGUCAGCGAAUGGAUUUUCUUGCAGAGACAUUGCGCCAACUGCGAAAUACGAAAGCGACGGUGUGCUCUGGGGACUUGGUGAGAGCGAAAGAGGCGGAGUUCGUGGUCAUCAAGUGUGACCCGCCUCAGGGUUGCCUGGGAAUGGAGACAGAUUUCUUUGUUGACGGAGCCCCGGUGAUCUGCUUUCAGAAGAUCCAGUUCAGCGCCUGGGGUCCCAACACACUGAGCUCCGAGGAGCUCUUCAACGAUUACGUCCGGCCAUACUUCAAAGGUGAGUAUUCGCCGUAUGGAACGGCCGGUGUGAAGAGAGUCAGACUGCUGUACACGGGACAGAUCGUCCAGGUGGGCGAGGUGUGCUUACAGGUCGAGGCAACAGAGCCCCAAGGGCUCGGAAUGGUGUCCACGGAUACAGAAAUCUUUGCGAACUGGGACACAACUCCCGAGUUCGAGAAAGUGCAUAUUCUUCCCUUCAUGGACACCUUGCCCAGUGCCUACCAAUACGAGCUGUUUGGAGAUUACCUUAAGCCGUACCUGAUGGCGAAUCAGCACAGGAAGUACCAGCAUGGUGACCUCUUCACGUAUCAGGGCGUGCAGUUCAAAGUUGUAGCUUGUGAGCCGCCCGAUGUGGUUGCUCGGAUCGGGAAGAGUACCACCAUCUUCUGCCAGGGGCACCUGACCCCGACGUUGCGGAACCUUUUGCCCCCACAUUUGAUGAGCCAGGUGGCGCAGCUCCCACAAGGCCUGCAGAUGCUCCUGCUCAGCUCCGAGCGAACCACUAGGGAGCUCGAAGACAUGCUGAACCAUCGGCGAGGGCUCUUCCAGGAUGCCGCGUGGGCCUUUGGCGAGUCGUCGCCCAAAGCUGAGGUCCACGUGGAUCGCCGAUUGAAUGUGAUGGGCAGCGGCUUGCAACACAAGGUUUUCUUCCGCGACUUUCUCGAGCUCAUACGACCACUCUUUGCCACGAGCGACUUUGCCGAGCAGCCUCGAUACAUAGCCGACACAGGAUGUGGUGAUGGCAGCCUCCUGUGCCAGAUCUACGAGUUUGUCAAGCUGCAGACUCCACGAGGACGAGCAUUGAAGGAGUUUCCCUUGACGAUGAUUGGCAUCGACUUGAGUGCAAGCGCUCUUGCUGCAACAGCUGACACGCUGCGGGCAAGGGGUGUGCCCCAUCAGCUGUUGGAGGGUGACAUCGGAGAUCCAGGCGGCCUCUGCAACGAGCUGCGGCGAUUGAACCUGGAUCCGAGGCAGACGCUGCAUGUGCGCUCCUUCCUGGACCACGAUCGGCCCUUCCGGAUGCCCGCCCAUCCUCUCCGAGCAGGCAGCUCCCGCGACCUCUUCGUGGCUCAUCACUUCGACCAGGCCGUCUACCUUGACCGUUGCGGCAAGGUGAUCAAGCCGGUGGAUAUCUACCAAUCUCUGGUGGAGCACUUCGGACGCUGGGCAGAUGCUUCUGGUGAGCAUGGUCUCUGCAUUCUGGAGGCCAUGCUGCUGGACGUGCCCAGUACUGCGAAGUACUUCGAUGAGAAUGUGUCGUUCCACUUUGACAUUGAGGCGGCUUUGUCGAGGCAGUAUUUGGUUCCUCCCGUUGCCAACUGCAUGGCCUUGGCGGAAGCAGGUCUGUUCAGUUGCACGGGUGAUGCAAGCUCACACUGCUACCCUGAAUCUGGCGAGUACUGCCGCAUCAUGAGCCAGCAUGUCAAGAGGUCCUCCUUCUCUGUGCGCCUGGCCGAGUUUGAUGAUUUGGCCGCCCUGGUCGAUCUGCAGCAAGCGGCGAAGGUCACGUCAGCGUUGGAGGCCUCUCCGGAGACAUUGGCCGCGCGCCUCCUCAAGGCGCCCCUUGGCGUGCUCGUCGCGGAGUGUGCCGGGAAGCUGCUCGGGGCGGCAUAUACGACUCGCCGCGUUGGCCCUGCCAGCAGCGGAAUCGAAGCCGAGCCUUCGCAGCCCAGUGCUGAUCACGGCGACGUGCUGCAACUCGUCGCGCUGCACGCCCUUCCGGAGGCACCAGGAGUCGGCUCGCUGUUGCGUGACUUUCUUCUCCAGCUGGCUUGGGUCGACCCCGAUGUCAAGUCUGUGGUGGGGCUGACGCGCUUCGAUGGUUGGGCAGCUAGCGGCUUGAGUCAAGAGGACUACAUGAGGAGGCAUGUCGAAGGCGAAGUUUCGGACAAGGUUCUGGCCUUUCACACCCAGCGUGGUGCCACGGUCGUCAAGCUGGUCCAGGACGCUCGGCUGGCGGACGUGGCAAACCAAGGUGCUGCCGUACUCAUUCGCUACGAGCCGGGCAGGCCCCAACGGGAGCGCCGCGUCGCAUCUCGAGAAAGCCAGGAAGCCACGGUCGACACAGUGGAAGCCUUCGUCCACGAGCAGCUGGCCAAAAUGGACAUCCAACUUAAGGAGGCGGACUUUGCCGAGCUUGGCCUGGACUCGCUGGAGCUUGCGGCGCUACGGCGCAGCGUUGAGAAGCGCUUCGGCCUCCACGGAGAUGCGGCAGCUGCGACCGCUCGCGAGCUGGCUACAUCUUGCUUUCAAGGUGGCUCGAAUCUGCAGCGCACGGAUGCGCGAGCUGUGGUGGAGUCCUUUCUGCAGGACUUUGGUGAAGCAGACAGCCAGGCUUCGCUGGCAGAAAUGGGCCUGGAUUCGCUGGACAUUGCUCGGCUGCGGGAGCGGCUGCAAGCUCGCCUGUCCGUGCAGCUCAGUGUGGAGGAGCUAGCGGCUGCAGCAAAUGUGGAUAGCAUCAUAGAGGCAGUCCGCGCGAAGAUGCUAACAGCCACGGCGUGA
Messenger RNA from Symbiodinium necroappetens, 2910 nucleotides. NCBI's taxonomy places the organism in Eukaryota, Dinophyceae, Suessiales, Symbiodiniaceae. The record is from the annotation of a GenBank genome assembly.